Molecule: messenger RNA, 894 nt
Organism: Ixodes scapularis (black-legged tick)
Lineage: Eukaryota; Metazoa; Arthropoda; Arachnida; Ixodida; Ixodidae
Exons: 2
Coding region: 417-791 (124 amino acids)
Source: RefSeq, a predicted model, not a curated record
CGUAAUCAGCGCGCUCAACUGCGCAGCCCGGGGUUCCGACCCCCCCCCCCCUCUCCCCCCUCUCCGGCUCCGGUUACCCCGGGUUCGCGCAAACCCCUCGCCUUCUGCCGCCCAGUUUAGCGCACCGCUGCCCUCCCCUCCUUCCGUCGGGGAGUCUUGAGAGCCGGCUGGCUGGCUGGCGUGGCCACAAAGCGACUAAUCGUUGCUGGACAUCGAGAUCGAGUCUCCGCUCGCUUUGUUGGCGACGUCCUUGUCGACGACCCUUCCCGGCGUUCCGCGACAUAGUCUCGUCAUUGUUCCCCCCGGGAGAGGCCAACAUAACUCCGCCCCGACGGGAACCCCUCUCCGCCGAAGAAAGCCCGGGUCCGAACCGCACUCUAGAAGCACCGAGCGAGCUGCCGCGAGAAGAACGCGCCAUGGACAGAGAGAAGGUCUCCCUGACGCCCGGUUCGAUCAUCAACGUGCCGCUGGGCGCCACGCUGGAAAUGCAGCUCAAGCUGCCCACGGACACCGUGGUGCCCGAGGGACAGGCGUCCACGAUCAAGAAGACCACGGAGUCCCGGAUGGAGUCGCAGCAGACGAAGCGGGUGGCCCAGUGUGGAGACCACUCGAUCGCCGAGUCCAGCCACGCCGUCCAGAAGCUCAUGUCCGACUCGAGGUCCAUGGUGUCCCAGUCUUCCUUUGAAUCCAACGAGGCCCAACGGAUUACCAAAACGACGGCACAACAGCAAAUGAAGUACUCGAAACAGACUUUCUCCUCGAGCAGCAGCUUCGAGUCGUCGUUCCCGUGAUGCCGCCCGCCGGAACGUUCCAUCGGCCACGUCGACGGAAGCCUCGACCACAUCUCACCGCUCUUCGGAACAUUUUCGUUUCAAUAAACCCUUUUCAUUUGUA